GGUCCGAAUCUGCUGGAUAAACCGUGGUGAUUGGUUGGAGAACGGCCUAGCAACCGUAUCAGCUGUUUUCCCCUCCCAUUUUUUCCCUUAAAACCUAAAAAAACAAGCAGAAGAAGCUAUUCUUGAUUAUUUUUCGAUGAGAAACCGAGGCGUGCUGUUUGAUGUUUAUUUUCUCCUUAUAACUUAAAUUCAUUGCAAAAUUUCUUCAAUUCACAUCUGAUUAACGAAGUAGAAAAUGUGGUGUCUGGUAUCCCAGCCGAACGCAACGAAAAAUGCAGAUUUGGUAAUAGAAGUACGACUCAGUCACAAAGCCACGGGGCAGGAGUGUCUCAGUCAGGUCUGUCAAAAGCUUGGAAUUAUUGAAUCAGAUUACUUUGGCCUCCAGUUCACAACAGUCAGAAAAGAAGAAAUCUGGCUGAACCUGAGAAAUGAAAUCCGACAAGAAAUACAUGCUCAUCCUUUCAGACCGACCUCCACUGAUGGAAGCAAACCUGCAGCCAUCCGUUUCAGAUUGAAAGUAAAAUUCUGGGUUCCACCUCAUCUCAUCUUGCAGGAAUCCACAAGGCAUCAGUUCUAUCUGCAAGCCAAAGUUGAUUUGAUUGAAGGCAGGUUAUCAGUAACAGAACCAGCAGCUACAGUUAGAAUUUGUGCUCUUGUAGCUCAAUCGGAAAUGGGAGAUGCAACAGGAAUGCCCUGCCAAACAGAGUCUUACUUACUCAGUUUUUUCCCUCAUGUGACUGUUAAAGACCUUGAAUCAUUUCAAGCCAGCAGGGAUGAGUGGAUAGCCAAAAUCCUUCAACAACACCAAACCCUAAAGGGUAUGUCUUCCACUUUGGCCGAGUAUUGGAUGUUGAAAGAAGUCAGCCAAUUAAAAGACUACGGUACCGAAACGUUUCGGGCACGUUGGAUUCUUGCCGAACACAGUGCAUCUAUGCGAGAAUCGGUACAAAGUACCGUAGCAGUAAGCCCACAAGGUGUAUGCAUAACAAGUCUUGAAAGCGAACAUCGCUUGAGCGUCCCGUUCUGUGCAAUUCAAGCUGCCACGAAUCAUAAUGUGCGAUUUUUAUUGAAGCAUCGGAAUGACCUCGGUGGAGUCGAGUGCGCCUCACUCAAGUUAGAGACUUAUCAGGCAUCAAUCGCGCUGUAUCGGUCCAUAACUGAAAAACAUGCAUUUUAUAGUUGCGAAACUGUACGUAGCGCCGUGACGUCGCAAUUCGUGCGAGAUUUAAAAGGAACUAUUGCGUCUUUCUUCAACGAAAACACAGAUCUUGGUAGCGCCACGAAAUCGUUAUUUAUUUAUUUUUUCAAUUCACCUAUGUCAACCCACGAUAUUUGUUAUCUUGCAGGAAAAAAGUAUAUUUUUGACAUUCAACGCACCUGUCGGGAAGUUUACGACAAUGCUAGACGGAUCCUUUAUCAAGCUGGGGAUACACAAGUUCCUGCUCCGUCAUCGCCUUCCUUGAGUUUUCCUACAGGACUUACAUCAUGCUCUGACGUUUCGUGCAAAACUACGAGAGAACAAUUCAGUCGUCUGCAGGAAGCUCUUCUCUGUCGCAUUUGUAUGGAUGAUGAUAUUUCGGCAGUGUUCUGUCCUUGCGGACACGCCGUUGCUUGCUCUUCAUGCGCAAAGCGUUGCGUUCAGUGCCCGGUGUGCCGAGCUCCAGCCAAUCAUACGCAGCCUAUUUUUUUACCUUUGUCGGUCGUUAAGGAAGGAUUCACAAUGAACAAUGGAAACAAACGAUUGGAGCAAUACGAAAUCGAGGUCUAACGGUCUAUCUACUUGCGCUACCCCCUAACCCAACUUUGAUAUAUUUCGUACUUCAAUGCAAACUACGUGACUUCUGUGAUCCGUAAUUUGGCGGAAAAAGAGCGGCUUGAUCCGUUUUUGUUUUCACUUACUUUAAAUACCUCUGUAUUUGUACAACUAACUUUAUGUGAUGGCUUUGUAUUUUCCAAUUUGAAUUUUUCCAGAGGCUGAUAAAUUAUGCUUUACAUUUCA
Molecule: messenger RNA, 1999 nt
Organism: Daphnia pulex (common water flea)
Lineage: Eukaryota; Metazoa; Arthropoda; Branchiopoda; Diplostraca; Daphniidae
Gene: dnr1
Product: E3 ubiquitin-protein ligase MYLIP-like
Exons: 7
Coding region: 236-1768 (510 amino acids)
Biological process (GO): ubiquitin-dependent protein catabolic process
Cellular component (GO): cytoskeleton
Molecular function (GO): ubiquitin-protein transferase activity
Source: RefSeq, a predicted model, not a curated record